Messenger RNA from Colletotrichum scovillei, 2795 nucleotides. Its product is annotated as ubiquitin-like modifier-activating enzyme atg-7. Gene Ontology annotation, biological process: autophagosome assembly; piecemeal microautophagy of the nucleus; autophagy of mitochondrion. The transcript is spliced from 4 exons. NCBI's taxonomy places the organism in Eukaryota, Fungi, Ascomycota, Sordariomycetes, Glomerellales, Glomerellaceae. Bases 520 to 2616 code for a protein of 698 amino acids. Gene Ontology annotation, cellular component: phagophore assembly site; cytoplasm. The record is from RefSeq and is a predicted model, not a curated record. Gene Ontology annotation, molecular function: Atg8 activating enzyme activity; Atg12 activating enzyme activity.
GGUGGGCAGCCUGGCGGGGGAGAAGCUACCCGAACGGGCACCUGCCCACGGUGUUUGCCCUAUCAUGCCUCACCUGUCAGACAACCAUCUCACCCUCAAAGGAAGCUCUCACCAGCCUUGUUCUUGUGACUUCCUGACUCCGACAAGCCGCCGCUUGACUGCCUGUUCUCGUGACUCUUUCCAACUUGACAUUUCCAAGCAUCCCUCAGGCACAGCGACAUCGCCCGGACCCCUCCGCUUUGUCCGGAGACUAUACGGAACUGCGACCUGCCUGUUCCGUCAUACUGUACCUAAGCCCUCGACACUUUUGAGUCAUUUCGACCUAGAUCGCGACCUGCUUUCGGUUUAUUCUUCUACAUACCCAAAUUUCCGGAACAUACCUGAAGUCUACAACGUUCUCCUGGAGUCAUUAUCGUAGCAUAACCCAAAUACCGAGUUCAGGCGCAAAACAUCGCGAAGACUGCCUGCAUUUCCCCAUACGAGCGCAAAAAAGCGCGCGUCCGCCACAGCUUGCUCACCAUGGCAGCAAUCCAAUAUGCGCCCUUCUCCUCCGAGAUCGAACUGCCGUUUUACGCAGCCCUCUUCUCCUCAAAGCUCGAACAUGACAAGCUAGACGACUCGGCGCGCCGCGUGCUUGGCCAGUACACUGCCCUGCCUGUCGAGCCAGGCCAGAGCUGCAAGAUGUCCAUCCUUGGGAAUGCCCUCACUAGCGACCAGCCCAACGAUGAGCAUGUCCGCGCCGAGGGCUUCAUCAAAAACGUUAAUACGAUUGAGGACUUCAAGAAUACGGACAAACAAGCCAUGCUGAAAAUGGCAGCGAGACAUGUAUGGGACGCCAUAAACGACGGCACCAUCUACUCCGUACCCUCCCUCCUCUCCUCCUUUACGAUUCUCUCAUACGCCGACUUGAAGAAAUACAAGUUCACAUACUGGUUCGCGUUCCCAGCGCUGCACUCAGACCCUCAGUGGAAGCGUACAGGACCGAUCGGCCGCCUUGACCCAAAGGAGAGCACGGCACUGGUCGAUCGAGUGGGCACAUGGCAAGCCAACCGCGACAAGAGGCAGAACGGAUUCUUCCUCGCCAAGAAGGCGAGAGGUGUGGAUGUCAGCGAUUUGGAUAAGGACGCGAAUAGCGAUCUCCACGACCUCAACGAUACGUUUGGCUACGUGUGGGAAGUUGCUAACCUCGGAGAGUUCGAGAACGGUUUCUUCGACGACGUUGCCGAGGAGGACCGAUACGUUUCAUUCGUCGACCCUUCGACGUACCCCGAAAACCCUUCAUGGCCACUGCGAAACCUUCUCUGGCUUGUUCGGCAACGGUUCCGGCAGACCAAGGUUCAGAUCUUGUGCUACCGCGAUAUCAGAUCUAGUAGGCAUGCGGCUAGAAGCAUCAUCCUGCCAUUGGAGAUGGAUCCAGUUGAGCCACUCGCGGUGGCUGAAAUGCCCAAGGUCACAGGCUGGGAGCGAGAUGGAGAGGGCAAGCUACGAGCUAGGAUCGCCAACCUCGGGGAGUACAUGGACCCAACGCGACUGGCCGACCAAUCCGUGGACCUGAACCUCAAACUCAUGAAAUGGAGGAUUUCGCCAAAUCUGGACCUUGAUACUAUCAAAUCCACGAAGUGUCUGCUAUUAGGAGCUGGCACACUAGGAAGCUACGUUUCCAGAAACCUCAUGGGCUGGGGUGUAAGGAAGAUCACGUUUGUGGACUAUGGACGCGUAUCGUAUUCGAACCCUGUGCGGCAGCCUCUGUUCGAGUUCGAGGACUGCUUGGAAGGCGGCAAGUUCAAGGCGACGCGGGCUGCAGAUGCCCUCAAGAGGAUCUAUCCCGGGGUUGAGAGCGAGGGUCACGUCCUAUCGGUCCCUAUGUUGGGCCACCCCUUUACGGACGAGGCUAGGAGUAAGGCCGACUACGACAAGCUGAAGCAGCUGAUUGACGAGCACGACGCAAUUUUCCUUCUGAUGGACAGCCGAGAGUCAAGGUGGCUACCGAGUGUUCUAGGCAAAGCAACUGGGAAGAUUGUUCUCAACGCCGCGCUUGGUUUCGACUCCUUUGUCGUCAUGAGGCACGGUGCUGAACCAACUGAUGUUCAGCCAGAGGACAAGGAGCGCAAGACACUGGGUUGCUACUUCUGCAACGACGUAGUUACACCAGCCGACUCGCAAAAAGAUCAGACCCUGGACCAACAAUGCACCGUAACCAGACCUGGUGUCGCGGCGAUCGCGUCGGCACUGUUAGUCGAACUGUUCGCGAGUCUGCUCCAGCAUCCCCUUAAGCAACACGCGCCGGCGCCCCAGACUUCGGCAGAUGAGAAGGAUCCCGUGGACCAUGCCUUGGGACUUGUGCCCCAUACUGUCCGCGGCUACCUGCAUAACUUCAACAACAAGGUUAUUCGCGGAGAGUCGUACCCAUGCUGCAGUGCGUGUGGCCCACCGAUUCUAGAGGCUUACCGAAACGACGGCUGGGGUUUCGUCAAGAAGGCGCUUUUGGAGAAGGACUUUGUUGCCGAGUUAUCUGGGCUCGCAGAGGUUCAGCGGGAGGCCGAGAAGCGGGCGGCAUCUAUGGAUUGGGAAGAGGAGGAAGAUGGAGCGGAUGACGGGGAUGGAGAGUUGAUUUGAGAAGUCAGGCUCUCGCGCAAUAUACGAAUUAUGGUCGAAUUUUACAAUGAGCUUUCACGGCGGAAUAGACGAGGCGUUCGAGUCCGGGACAGGAUACUGUUGGCGUUUGGCAUUGAUAGAGUCCCUGUUGAGACUUUCUUUCCCGAGAAUUCCAACUCGUAGUUUAGCCAGAUGGGCGG